This is a messenger RNA of Myotis myotis, 5868 nucleotides long. RefSeq names its product SWT1 RNA endoribonuclease homolog (gene SWT1). The coding region runs from base 57 to 2894 and encodes 945 amino acids. The transcript has 19 exons. NCBI's taxonomy places the organism in Eukaryota, Metazoa, Chordata, Mammalia, Chiroptera, Vespertilionidae. The record is from RefSeq and is a predicted model, not a curated record. Gene Ontology annotation, cellular component: nucleus.
AGCGUGCACCGGUCCGACGGGGGGAACUUGGCGUUCCAAGUCCUAGGAGAGAGUGAAUGCUCCCGAGUAGUAAUCUGGAGCCGAGUGCAGAACUACAUUUCCCGGCGGGCCUCGGGUUCAGGGGUCUCUUUCCCCUGGCGGGGCCUCUGGAGUCGCCACCGCCGCCGGCGCUGCUUUUCAAAAUGUCCAAAGAAACUUGUGAAAAAGGAGAGACGUCUCAGAGAAAAGAUACCACCUCAUUACCCAACUUUGAUGAAGAUAAGAAAGAAAAAACCUCAACAAGUUCCACUAGCUCAUCUUGCUCUGUAAGAUCAAUUUCAUCAGAGAAGAGAAAACUGAAAUCAGAUUGUAUAGACGUUGUGAACUGUAAUGUAAAAAGAAGACAUGAACUGAAAAGACUGAAUGUAGACACUGACACUCUAAGAAAGAGACCAAAAAUCAAUUCGUCAUCCCAAGAACCUAUUAAACUUCAAGAAGCAUCAUAUUCAAAUGAUAAUCAAAUUAUUUCACAAAGUCCUUCUUCAAAUGGAACUAAAAAAGAUAUAAGUAAUUGUGUAGAUUUUAAAGAUAAAGACAUUAAAUUGAUAAAUGUUAGGAGUAACCUUGACCAUGGAGUUAUAAACCUUAGCAUUCCUAAAAUUGCCAAAGAUGUGAAACCUAAAGCUGAAGGCCAGGCAAAUGAAAAACUACGGCCUCAUUUACUUGCUCACAGGCAGAAGAUGAAAGAUCUCAAGAAAGAAAGGCACAAUAAAUACAGAGACAGUUUUGAAAGGUGUGUUUUGGAAAAGUGCAAGAGAAUCCAAUUUUCUCAGGAUUAUAAUUCCAACAAGAUAUUUAAGGAACCCCAAGAUCCUAGAAGAAGGAAGGUCAGUUUCAAAAUCCCAGUAAAAUCCCACGAUACCCACCAGAAGCCUGUAGAAGAAAAUAUUUUCCUCUUAGAGUCCAGCAAGUCGACAACUAAGCAGAAGAAAAAAGGAUGCCUCGAAAACUUUCAGGUUUCAUUAAAUUUGAUGAAGCAAAAAAGUAAACAUUUGUUUUCAGAUUUCACUUGUAAGCAGGCUGUUUGUGAGUGGAAAGGAAAAUGUCAUCUUGAGCAUCAAGAAAGUAAUGAUUCAAGUUCUAGUGAACACCAGACCCAGAGUUUUGAAGCACAAUGUUCUUCAGUGUCAUAUGAAAGUAUUCCAGAUACAGAUCAAGAGAUGCAGAUAGUAGAAGAGCUUCAUGCUGCACGUGUGGGGAAAACUGUGGAUUUGCCUGUGGUCCCUCCUCCUGGAGAGUUAUCGAGCAUGGAGAUUGACUUGGUAGAAGAUGCUGUGCAUUCCUCUGCUGCAAGUACUGCUUCAGACAAACAUCUUCUAAUUGUUAUUGAUACAAAUAUUCUGAUGAAUCAUCUCAAAUUUGUUAGAAUUUUGAAGACAACAGAAAUCCCAGGCUUUGACAGGCUUGUGUUAAUAAUUCCCUGGGUAGUUGUACAAGAGCUAGAUCGUAUGAAGGCAGGAAAACUACUGAAAUAUGCCCAGCACAAAGCUAUACCUGCAGUUCGUUUCAUCAAUGACAGUCUCAAAAGUCAAGAUAGAAAACUAUGGGGUCAAUCAAUACAACUUGCAUCUCAAAAACUUUAUGGAUUCAGUGAUGAGAACAAUGAUGAUCGCGUAUUAAAAUGCUGCCUUCAAUACCAGGAAUUAUUCCCUAGUUCUCUUGUUAUUCUGUGCACGGAUGAUAGAAAUUUAAGAAACAAAGGCCUAAUAAGUGGUGUGAAGUCACUCAGUAAAGAAGAAUUGAGUACAGAGUUCUUAAAUUUGUCUCUGAACACAGUUACAUGUCAUCAGCCAUGUGUAUCUAAGCAACAAUUGAAAACAGAGCAAACACCUUUGGGAAAGAGUAAUGAGGAAGAAUCUGUAAAUUCUGGACUGCUCAUUCUGCUUGAAGGCAUAGUAGCUGAUCUUGAAAAAUCUCUUGGAACAGCCUUAUCUUCAAUAUUAGAAACAGAAAUGAAAAUUGCUUUUGGAAACCUCUGGAUGGAGAUGCUGUACUUGAAACCACCGUGGACUCUAAUGCAUUUAAUACAAUGCUUUAAAAAACAUUGGUUGGCUGUCUUUGGAUUAAUUAUGGAAAAUAACUUGCUUUUAACCGUUGAGAGCUUAUACGACAGUCUCUGUAAAGCUAACAGUGCAGUAGAUUUUACAACAGUGAAAUUCCUACUCCAGGAUUCUCAAAGCCUAUUACAUGCUUUCAGUACAAGGUCAGAUUAUGAUGGUGUUCUUCCACAGGCCUUUGCUCAAGUAAACAAACUUCUCCAAACAUUUACAGAGGUCAAGGUAAAACGUAAUCAAAAUCCUUCAGAAAAUACAGCGGGUAACAAGCAAGAAGAUACUUCUCCAAUGAAGUCUGACAACCAAGAAAUCACCAUUUUCUCGGGCGCUCGUCUUUCCCCACCCAACAGGCAUCAAGAAAUCUGGUCUAUCUUAGAGAGUGUUUGGAUUACAAUAUAUGAGAACAGCACAGAUGUGUUUCAAAGAUUGGGCCCAAAUUCAGCUCUGACUUCCUCAAAAAUACCAUCAUUUGAAGAAGCAUUUAUAUAUCUUCAAAAGUUAAUGGCAGCUGUGAAGAAUAUUCUUGAAGGAAUUCAGAGGAUUUUGGCCCCCAACAGUAAUUAUCAAGAUAUUGAGACCCUCUAUAACUUCCUAAUCAAACAUGAGGUAAAUAAAAGUGUCAAAUUCACUGCCCAGGAACUUUAUGAUUGUGUUUCACAUACUGAGUAUCGGGAAAAGUUAACCAUCGGAUGCCGCCAGCUGGUUGAGAUGGAGCGUGCCAUGCAGCAGUGCAAUGCAUCUGUGUAUAUGGAGGCCAAGAGCAGGGGGUGGAGUGAAGACAUGCUCAAUGAUAGGACCUAAUCUGGUAACUCGAAAGGAUUGCAUUUGUCUUCAAGAACAACAGAGUAGCUUUCAACCUUUUGAGCCAAACCCAAGAGACUUGUAAGAAAUCUCAUUUGUAUAAAAAGGUGAUUGCUUAUUACUGACAGUCUCAUUGAGGUUCUCUAAAAAGCCUAAUGCAUCCGUUGUGGGAUAAACUGUGAACUCAACUCUUCUGACGUUGACAAUACUUUCCUACCUCCACUCCUGAUACUGAGCCAGAAUGUUUAAGGAAAGGAGAGCUGCUUUUCACCUUAGGGCAGAAGCCAUUGUGGCCCCUGAAGAAGGCACAGCAUUAGCGUCUCUCUCAACCCUGAAUAUAUGGUUACAUGAUCAGGGACACUUCCAAACUCCAAGAAAAAAUUAGGACAUGACCAUACUCACCAUUAUUCCACAAAUGAAAUCUUACCCUGGACUGUUUUAUGAUUAGCAUCUUCCAUGUAGACCUGGUGAAUGCAAUGCACAUCCCUUCCACUUCCCCAAGGUGCUGAAAAUAGAAUUGUCACUUCUGCUCCAACUUUCAAUAGCACCCUUUCUUCUGCCCUAGGCUUGUCACUUAACGGUGCAUUUCUAGCGAGGAGCAGGGAGACCCCUAUACAGUUUCCCCUUACAUGUGAAGCAGCAUGAGGUAAUGGGAUUAGGUGGCAGUGACUGACGUUUGCCUCUAGGUAAACCAAGUGUUUAAUUGACUUAUUUACUUAUACUGCGAGUUGGAAGUCCUUGUUUUUUGGAGUAUAUUAUGCUUUUGUUAGUAAAUUAAACCUAAUUUGGUAUUCUAUUAUAAAUGCUUUUUUUAAGUAAUAAAUUAUUUUUAGUAAAAUUUAACUUUUCAUUUUACUUCCAAAUUGUAUUUCUGAAUGUGUGCAAGGUGUGAUUAUAAAGAGAACCUACUCACAAUGCUCACUAGUAGUCUGUGCAGGAUCCACUGAGCUUUGUUCGCACCCGAAGUGCUGGGGCUCACAGUGCUGUCUGCUUUACACCAGGGGAAGAAGCCCUCUGCUCCUCAGGAGCCAAAACAUCCCUUCCCGUGGACCAAAUGAAUUUUUUUCAGGUCCUAAUCCAUCAGCUGCUUUUGGUUAUUACUGUUGGGUUUCGGCUCAUCUUUGUUCCCUGUCUUUCUAUCCUGUCUUUUAAUCUAUGUUAUGCAUUUCAGAGCGUUUCUUUUCACUCCUAUUAACUGCUACUUCCUAUUUCACUCUUAUUUAUGUGCAUUUUAAUUUUACCUUAGUCUGUGUGUCUUUUACUUUGUGCAUUAAUUUGUCAAUUAGUUCAACAUUUCUUAAAUUUUAUUGAUCUGUGAAAGUGUUUUCUUCUAAUGUUAGGUUUGGGAUUUUUUGGUCUUUUUUAUUUUUAGAAACAUUCUUUUAAACUUUUUUAGUCUUUGUUUCUUUGAAAUGUCAGGUCCCCCUCCCCCCCUCCUUGCUGCCUUCUCUUCUAAUCUUUAAUUUUGUUACAGUCAGUCUAGUAAUUGUCUGUCACUGUGCACACUUGUCACAGUAUUACUGUGUUCCCCUUCACCUUUUCAGUCAUUCCCCAUUUUUCUCCCCCCGGCAACCAUCAGUAUGAUCUAUUUAUAUGAGUCUGUUUUUGUUUGGUUUGUUCAUUUGUUUUUUUUAGAUUCCAUAUACAAGUGAAACCUUACAGUAUUUUCUUAUUUUACUUGGCAUAAUACCCUCUAGGUCCAUCCAUGUUGUUGCAAAUGACAAGAUAUCAUUCUUUUUUAUUUCUGAGUAAUAUUCCAUUUGUUUAUUUUUGCUUUUGUUUCCCUUGCUUGAGGGACAUAUAAAUUAUAGAGGCUAAUGUCAGAUAGUUUACUACCUGUGUUAGCUUCUAGGAGCGUUAUGGUUUCAGGUCAUACUUUGUCUUUAAUACAGUUUUAGUUUUUGUGUAAGUGUAAAAAAGUGGUCCAGUUUUUUUUUUCUUUUGCAUCUGUCUGUCCAGUUUUCCCAGCACUUUUUGAAGAGGCUGUUGUUUCUUCAUUGUAUAUUCUUACCUCCUUUGUCAUAGAUUGACCAUAUAAGCAAGUUUAUUCCUGGGCUGUUCUGCUCCACUGAUCUAAGUGUCUUCUUGUCCCAGUACCAUACCGUUUUGAUUACUGUGGUUUUGUUGUAGUCUGAAAUCAGGGAUUGUGGUACCUCCAACUUUGUUCUUGUUUAACAUUGUUUUGGCUGCCCGGCCAGUGUUGCUUAGUGGUUGAGCAUCAACCUAUGAACCGGAUCACAGUUCAAUUUCAGGUCAGGACACAGGCUCAGGUUGCGGGCUCAUCCCCAGUGGGGGUCGUGCAAGUCAGCCAAUUGAUAUUCCUAUCUAACUCUCUCCCACUUCCUCUCAAUAAAAAUAUAUAGUAAAAAAAAAAAAAAAUGGUUUUGGCUAUUUCAGGGCUUUUGUGAUUCCAUAGCCAUUUUAGGAUUAUUCUAGUUCUGAGAAUGCCAUUAGUAUUUUGAUAAGGAUUGCAUUGAAUCUGCAGGUUGCUUUCAGACAUGUGUUUUGAUGAAUAAGUAGAUCUUUAGAAGAGCAACUUCAGGUUUUAAAAUCUCCAUUCUUUAAUAUGUAUGGCUAUUAUAUUUUGAGCAGAAGCCAUCAUAUGCAUGCCAUGAACCAAAGUGGACUGAUGGGGAAAGUCACACCAGGGUAAGGGGUGCCUACUUUAUACUCUUGGCUAUGUCGUAGUGAGGAGCUGGUGAUAACUUCAUGAGAAGCAUCCAUGAGGAUUAUCCUAUCCAAGUUCCUGGCACCACUUUGCACUAGACUUUUCCAACUUACUUUUCCAGAAUGCUAUAAAUAGAGCCGUUUGAGGCUGCCUUUUCAUUUAGCAUCCUCCUGCAAUCCAUCCAUGUAUUAGUACUUCAAUUUUUAUUCCCAAGUAGUAUCCUAUUGUAUGAGUGGAAUUUAUUCAUUCACUAGUUGGAAGAAUAUUUCAGGUUUUUUAAAAUAUAUUUUAUUGAUUUUUUAACAG